Molecule: messenger RNA, 1050 nt
Organism: Sparassis crispa
Lineage: Eukaryota; Fungi; Basidiomycota; Agaricomycetes; Polyporales; Sparassidaceae
Product: UPF0658 Golgi apparatus membrane protein
Exons: 16
Coding region: 1-1050 (349 amino acids)
Cellular component (GO): Golgi apparatus
Source: RefSeq, a predicted model, not a curated record
AUGGCUGUUGAACCCCUCUUGAGUACCAGAGCACAGCGGGCCUUCGUGGGUACCAUCGUGUUGCAGGCGAUCGUGGUACUUGUGAUGGUCGCGAUCACUUUCGCAUUCGUGGAGCCGGACGUUGAUUAUACCAUUACUCGGUACAAGACAUUGCCAUGUUAUCUGGCACUAUUCGCACUGGCAGAGAUCUUCGAGCUUGUGAUGACCUUCGAUGCGUUGAGAUUGCGAAAUGUCAUUCAACUAAUCGGAAUUCUUUUGUUCCACAUGGGGCUCACGGUUAUGGCUGCCCUACAAAUUCACGAAACGAGAACCGCAUUAGUUUGGGACAGUGGCAGUGUUCUAAACACUUCUGGUCCCGGGAGUCUAUGGCAUAAAGUAUUACCCUUCUUGGUUGUCACACCAAUUGUCAUCGGUGUGGCGUGGUUCGUUAUGCUCUACUUUUUCAGACAUCUUUACUACGAGUUUGGAUGGGCGAUCUUCCACGUCGUUGGCGCCGACCCAAAGAUGAAGACGAUGUACCAGUACUACCAAAUUCUGAUUUGCCUGCUGAAGUUCGACUUCUUCGCGUUUACUGGUGUCACCAUGCAGUUGCUUAUCAUAGUGCUAAGAGAAAAUAGCGCCGAGUUUGGGUUGACGGUGGCCGCUAUACCCAUCGUUCUAAUAUUGCUUGCUUUGUCCGGCAUUGCCGUGCAAAGAGAGAUCAAGUGGUUGAUGUCGAUCUCUCUCAUUUUGAUGCUGGCAGCUCAAACAUACUUCAUCUACAAACUUGUUCGUUUCUAUGAACCGUCAUCCGACCAGCAAUACCUCUCGACACGAGCUACACUAACAGUAUUCACCAUCGCUGCUUCACUGCUACUUUUCGCCACGUUUGGCAUGGGCGUGCGCUGUUUCGCCGACUUUGACAAAGGUCUCGAUAAGUCGAAGCUCCACGAUGUCACCACCGGGCCGAGGUACUCAUCCUACAUCUUCGAUCCAGCAGGGGAGAAGCACACGCGGAAACCGUCCUACAGCGCAGGCGUGGAGAUGGCGCAGAGGAUCUCUAUCGAGUAA